AUGAAGGCGUCUUCCAUGGGAAUGCGCUCAGGGAUGCCACACUGGGAAGGUCUUCACCUCGAGAGGGAGGCUUCGGGAGGCGCCAGCGUGGAGACCCGCGCGGAACAGGGAAAAGCCAAACGCGGACUAGAGGUUGGACGCAUGGGGGCGCUAGGAUGGGUGAGACAGCGAUCUAGCAGCGCCAGGACGGCCCGCGGGGGGCUCCCGGGCUCAGUCCCGAAGGCACAGCCCGGAGAAGAGCCCACGAGGAGCGAUGUGCGCCAGGGCAGCUUUAGGAGAGUCCGGGGCUGCGAGGUGCGGCUGCGCGGAAAGCGGAGCCGGGAGCCAGGCCCGACUCGGGGAUUUUUUUUCGCGGCGCCCGGCCCCGCGAGCAAAUAUUUGACAUUCCAGACUUAUCUCGAGGGGGGCGAGGCCCGAAGAGCGACGUUGCCCCCUCCCCCGGGCCCGAUUGGCUUGGCGUUUGCAGGGGUGGGCGGUGCAGAGAGGGCCAGCGGCGUGUGGACGCCAGGCUACACCCCCAGGGGAAGCGCCGGAAGGACCGUCUGCUUCCCCUCCCUCCAGGCUGCCGCGUGCCGGUGCGAGUCACCUCCGACCCCGGCGCUUCCGUCUUUAUCCUUCAAAUGGGGGCGCGCCGGAGUGUGGGUUCAGUGGGCAAGGCGUCGGAGCCCCGUCCACCCGGGCGUGUUCGCCACCCGAGGGUCCGGACGCAACGCCCUGCUUUCCCGAAACCGCGAGUUCUCACAGCUGGUGCUCGGGGAUGUGGCUCUGCUGGGCGGGGGCCCCUACGUGCUCUGCACUGAUGGACAGCAGCUGCUGCGACAGGUCCUGCAUCCUGAGGCCUCUAGGAAGAACCUGGUACUCCCCGACACCUUCUUCUCCUUCUACGACCUCCGCAGAGAGUUCCAUGUGCAGCACCCAAGCGCCCGCCUCGCCAGGGACCUCACCGUGGCCACCAUGGCACAGGAGUUGGGGCUGGAAACAGAUGCCACAGAGGAUGACUUUGGGGUCUGGGAAGUGAAGACAAUGGUAGCUGUCAUCCUCCACCUACUUGAAGGGCCCAAUGAUCAAUUGUUUUCGAAGCCCGAGGUGAUAAAGCAGAAAUAUGAGACGGGACCUUGCAGCAAGGCUGAGGUGGUGGACAGUGAGACUGUGGUUCGGGCCCGUGGGCUGCCCUGGCAGUCAUCAGACCAGGACGUGGCUCGCUUCUUCAAAGGACUCAACAUUGCCAGGGGUGGUGUAGCGCUCUGCCUCAAUGCCCAGGGGCGAAGAAAUGGCGAGGCCCUCAUCCGCUUUGUGGACAGCGAGCAGCGGGACCUAGCGUUGCAGAGACACAAGCACCACAUGGGUGUCCGCUACAUUGAGGUAUAUAAAGCAACAGGAGAGGAGUUUGUAAAGAUCGCAGGGGGCACAUCACUAGAGGUGGCUCGGUUCCUGUCACGGGAAGAUCAAGUGAUCCUGCGGCUGCGGGGACUGCCCUUCUCAGCUGGGCCAGCAGACGUGCUCGACUUCCUGGGGCCAGAGUGCCCAGUGACGGGGGGUGCCGAUGGGCUGCUCUUUGUGCGCCACCCUGACGGCAGGCCCACUGGCGAUGCCUUUGCACUCUUUGCCUGUGAGGAGCUGGCACAAGCUGCACUGCGCAGGCACAAGGGCAUGCUGGGUAAGCGAUACAUUGAACUCUUCCGGAGCACUGCAGCCGAGGUGCAGCAGGUCCUGAACCGCUACGCUUCCAGUCCACUCCUUCCCACACUGACUGCUCCACUGCUGCCCAUCCCCUUCCCAAUGGUAGCUGGGACUGGGAGAGACUGUGUACGCCUCCGAGGCCUGCCCUACACAGCCACCAUCGAAGACAUCCUAAGCUUCCUGGGGGAGGCAGCAGCUGACAUCCGGCCCCAUGGUGUGCACAUGGUGCUCAACCAGCAGGGCCGGCCGUCUGGCGAUGCCUUCAUCCAGAUGACGUCAGCAGAGCGGGCCUUAGCUGCUUCUCAGCGUUGCCAUAAGAAAGUGAUGAAGGAACGCUAUGUGGAGGUAGUUCCCUGCUCCACAGAGGAGAUGAGCCGUGUGCUGAUGGGGGGCACUUUGGGCCGCAGCGGCAUGUCUCCUCCACCCUGCAAACUUCCCUGCCUCUCGCCACCAGCCUACGCCACCUUCCAAGCCACCCCAACACUCAUUCCCACUGAGACGGCAGCUCUCUAUCCCUCUUCAGCACUGCUCCCAGCUGCCAGGGUGCCUGCUGCCCCCACUCCCAUUGCCUACUACCCUGGGCCAGCCACUCAACUCUACAUGAACUACACAGCUUACUACCCCAGCCCCCCAGUCUCUCCCACCACUGUGGGCUACCUCACCACGCCCCCUGCGGCCCUGGCUUCUGCUCCUACCUCAGUGUUGUCCCAGCCAGGAGCCCUGGUCCGUAUGCAGGGUGUCCCAUACACAGCUGGCAUGAAGGAUCUGCUCAGCAUCUUUCAGGCCUACCAGCUAGCCCCUGAUGACUACACCAGCCUGAUGCCUGUUGGUGACCCACCUCGCACUGUGCUACAGGCCCCCAAAGAGUGGGUGUGUUUGUAGGUGAGGGAGUCAGGAGGUAAGAGCUGGCUGAUGUCUUCAGCUAACGUCUCUCCUGCAUCCAGAGAACCAGUGCCCUCAUCCUGGUGACUUCCUUCUGAAGGCACUCAGAGGAGCUCAAGCCCCAGCUCCAUCCCCCCACUUACUGCUCUGCUGUUCACCCCAAAGAUGAUAGCUAAAUCUUGCAUGUAGGGCUGGGGGUGGAAUGGUGCUACCCUGCUCCCAAAGGCCUGACCUAGGCCUCCUGAGUAGCACCCAGAGAGCCUUUGGUCUGUUCUGGCUGUGGCCCAUGCCCACAGAUACUGUGGGGAAACAUCCACAGCAGGCUUGCCUUUUUUAAAAUGUAAGCCCUGGUGCCUUCAAUGUAUGACUCCUGGGAGCUUCUGAUGGUGGAGCAGAGAAACAGAGUGCUGGCCCCAGUCCCCAGGAUGCUUGGACCUCAAUGUCUACACUGUGCCAGGGGUGGUCCCACCUAAGGCUGCCAGCCCCUCCAGCUUGGCACAAGGAAUACCAGACGGCAAAACCACAGGCUGUUUUGAUGAGCUGUACUGCAGUAUCCCCAGAGGACACUAGGGGGCAGGAGGCCCUCACAUAAAAACUCAGGCUUGAAUUUUAAAGGAGACUUUUCUGCCUACUUUUUGUGCAUACCUUGGGCAGGCCAGUUGUCCUGAAUUUAGCAGACACAGUGGAAUGUCCUUUGCACCCAUUAGAAGGUGCAGAACUGAAGCUGCAUAAAGAAUUUGGAACUCUACCCUCUCCAGAAAAUAAACAAAGGUUCCUAACCACGUGGACUUUCUAAAAGCCAAAGUGCCCUUAGCUUUGGCCCCCAGGGUGAGGGGCUCCUCACCAGCCCCAGGCAGAGGAAAACUCAGGCAGAAUUCAAGGAGACUGUUGACCUGUCAUCGUUUAUUAUUUCAGCACUGUAACUGAGGAGCCUGAAUUGCUGGCUCUUCCCUUUGUAUUGUGUAAGGAGCACUGUACUCCUAUAAAAGGUUUUAAAAUACAAAAUGUACAAGAAAACACAAUCCCGAGUGCUGUAAACUGAACAUCAUCCAUUUUAUAAAAUACAAGGUUUCAACUUGAGCCCAUCUGAGCCUUAAAGAUGACCAUCUGUUCUGAGUAUCAAAAACAGCUUCACAGCCAGACCCAGCAGAGCUCUGAUGAUAGUGACUAGCCCUGGGCAGCAGUGGGCUGCACCCCAGGGCAGCAGCACCACACGUGAUCCUGGAGACAGCUGUUCCUUUUAAAGCUGUUUUCAGCCAUGUUUCUCUGUGCGUCUCUAAUAAGCAGAAGGCUGCUCAUCCCAUUCUUUAAUCCAAGAUCUCACACCGGCCGGAGGGGUAGGAGUAGGUGCUAGCAUAUGCCCAGCUGCUCAGUGCUGCUAACUAGAACCCAAAUUGCAUAGUCCAAUGGAUGUGUGCUUUAAUACCACUAUGUUGCACAAAAAUGUAAGUCUUUAUCUACAAAGCCAAAAAAUAUUGACUCUUACACCAAAGCUUUUACAAAGCUGAUACAAAACUGCUUACAUAGUAUACAAAGCUCUAUUUUAAAAUUCAACUUUUAUUUUAAAUAGGAAAGCAUUUCUAGUGCUACAGGCAUCAAGGUAUUUAAAAGGCAUCAAAAUUUGGUGCAUAGCAACUCUGGAUCAUAGAGGCUUUUAUUCUUGAGGACAACAAAGCAACCCCCAAUGGAUCCUGCAAAGAGAACUUUUGUAAGAAACCCAUGUGAGGCAGCUAUACCAGGGACAAAAGGGUGGAGGCAAGUCUGACCAGCUCUGUGGAACUUCAUCUUAUUGGCCAGCCCCCCACAACCUCCAAAGGAAGCUGUGGGCUUCCAACCAUAGCCCUGAAAUAUCUCACUACACUACAUUUUCAAAGAAAAUAUUAAAAAACCCAGCUCCAAGAGGACCAGAGUGAUUUGCUGAAGGACAGACAUUUUUUCUCAACUAGUUUUAAGGGAAAAAUCUAAAACAUGGUUUAAAGAGAGA
Molecule: messenger RNA, 4546 nt
Organism: Myotis brandtii (Brandt's bat)
Lineage: Eukaryota; Metazoa; Chordata; Mammalia; Chiroptera; Vespertilionidae
Gene: ESRP2
Product: epithelial splicing regulatory protein 2
Cellular component (GO): ribonucleoprotein complex
Molecular function (GO): RNA binding
Source: RefSeq, a predicted model, not a curated record